Messenger RNA from Neoarius graeffei (lesser salmon catfish), 3350 nucleotides. RefSeq lists its product as uncharacterized. NCBI's taxonomy places the organism in Eukaryota, Metazoa, Chordata, Actinopteri, Siluriformes, Ariidae. The record is from RefSeq and is a predicted model, not a curated record. Bases 1785 to 2603 code for a protein of 272 amino acids. The transcript has 2 exons.
CUUUGGGGAUAAAUAAAGUUUUGUCUAAGUCUCAAAGUUGAUCCUCACUGGAGGAAUAUUCAUGAAAUGGCAAAUAAUUACAAUUUCUUGUAUUAUUACUUGGGCGUAUUUGAAAGUCACUGGGAUUCAAACCAAGCUUAGCUAGAAACUUUUGACACCUUCAACGUGAUUAUCAAUGACAAAUCACCCAGCCUCAUGAUAUAAUCUGUCAGUAUUCAAGUUUUAUAUAAUUAAAUUUUCGAAUUUGACUUUAUGAGCUUCUAAAUGUGUUUUAAGCAUUUUUUGUAUAGCUGACAUCUAUAGGGCCUACUUUGAAGCAGACGACAUAUGUAUAGGGCCUAUAUUAUAUACUUAUUAGUAGGCCCAUAUACUGAACACAUUGUUUAAUACUUAUUAGGCCUAUAUCAGGCACGUAGCCAGGAUUUGCUAUUGGUGGGUGGGCGAGGGCACCCUCUUGGCUAUGUGCCUGGACCAUAUGCCUAUAUACAGGGUGACCCAAAAAAAAAAAAACAGAACCCAUAACAAUGCUAUUAAAUGCUACUGGGUUCUGGUUUUUUUGGGUCACUCUGUACAUAGUAUGCACACACCUCUGCCACUACAUUAGAAGGCGGCUGGGUUUGGUCAGAAAUUAAUAAUUUUCUGAAUUCUAUGGUUUGAUCCACAUAUGAGAGAAUAUAGGUCUAAAUGCAGUAGCAAAUAUACAGGUAUAUAGGCAGGCUGCUAGGCCUAUAUAUUAUCUCUACAGUACAGCAGGUAAUAUUAGGGGGUUUAUAGCGAUAGGCUUAAUAAUAUUAGGGGGUUUAUAGCCUUAGGCUACAGGUAGGCUAUAUGUGAUAUAGGCCUAGUUGAGGAAUGUUUUAGCUGGGUGUUACAGGCCUAAAUAUUAACAGGAUUAACGGCUGGGAUUAACAGUGCACGGACGUAAUUAUAUAACUUAAUUGUGUAUUGGGUAGGCAGCACCCUGUACAGAUAUAGCAAAAUUGACAAAUAUAGUGUUUACAAUAGACAUACUGCACCUGUAGUGUUCAAGGCAAGUGGUAGCAAAGGGACGAAUACAGUCUACAACUGCAAAAUACAAAAGGGCAAGUAGGCCUAAUUGUAUCACUUCAUCAGCCUAUAGACCCCUUCGCAUGUUUGUAAACAAACCGACCGUUGCCAGGAUGCGCGCGCAGCCUGGACCCAGAAACAAUGGCGCUGCCCAUAGACCGGCAUUAUGAGCUGUCAGAUUAUGCCAAACAAUUGUCGUUACAAGAUCGAGAAUGCUACAUAAAUAAGUUAACUCUAACAAGUGGACAUCGCCUACCGGAUCCGCAUUUAAUUAAAGAGUGGACGGACAAUGUUAGUAAGUUCCCUGGUAUACAAUGGCCAGAUAUAUACUCGUACCUUAUUGACAAGACUUCAGUGUACACCCACGAAAAACUUCGUGCCUACAGGUCUUUAGACGCAUAUAAUUAUGUUAUGUGCGGGCAUGUACAGAACGUGUUUUACACUGAAAUUGAUGAAAACUAAUGUGCUCUGAAGUCAAAAAUCUUACCAAGUCAGCGUCAAGGUCAGAAGGUUGCUAUGUAUGAAGCCUGGGUGGUAUACAACAAGCUGGAAGGCUACGUUUUGACAGCCAAUUGCACAUGUAUGGCAGGGUAAGUAAUCUACCGUAUUGAGUAAGUUGUCAUUGUUUGCCCUUGCAGAUAUUCAUUUAUAUUUUUUAAUGUGAAUUUUAUUGUAGGCUUGGGUCAUGCUGCAGCCAUGCAGCUGCAAUUUUAUUCAAAGUCGAGGUUGUUGUAAGAAUGGGAAGGACAGAGAAAGCAGCAGUCACGUCUGGAGAGUGUGUGUGGAAAGACCUGAGCAAGAAAGAAGUGCAGCCAGCUCCGUUGAGGGAAAUAAGAUUCAACAAAACAAAGAAGCCAGGCAGGCAACUUCCAGAUAGGUGUACUUCAGCAGCUGUUAGAAAUACGACCACAACAGUCAGAGAGUUGACAGAUGAUGAUAUAAAUGAAUUACGGAUUAUGGCACCUGGAGCAGCAGUAUUGACGAGUAUGGACAAUAGUGAUACGGACACCGCAUCAUCCGACUCUGGCACUGAGGAAGAUGAAGACCUACCUGAGCCCUUGACUUCAUUAUUUAACAUCUCAUUCAGAGACCUGUCACCAGAGGAAAUGGAGGUAAAAUGUGAGGAAACCUUCCUCAGGCUAAAAUCUAGACAGCUGCCUCGUCAUUGUGAGCGGGUAGAAUUUGUGUCACGGCAGCAGUCAGAAUCUUCAGAAUGGCUGACCUAUAGGGCUGGUCGGAUAACGAGCACCAGAUUUCACCGCUGUGUGACCACAGAUGAAAAUAUCAGCAAAGCAUACCUAAUGGACAUAAUGCAGUACAACAAAACACAGCUAAAUGUGCCAUCUGUUCUCUGGGGCAAGUCUAUGGAGGAAACGGCCAGACAGACAUACACUGCAGUUAUGGCACAAAGCCAUGAAGGCUUCAGUGUCAGCUCCUGUGGCUUAGUGAUACGGCUCUCUGAUCCACACCUUGGGUCCUCACCAGAUGGCAAUCACACAAUGUACAUGCUGUGGCAAAGGGGUCUUAGAAAUAAAGUGUCCUUACAAAUACCGUGAUGGCCUCCAGGGAAGCACAGAGGACACACAAUUCUGUCUGGACAAAUCACACAUUUUGAAAAAUUCACACCCAUAUUAUUACCAGAUUCAGCUCCACAUGUUCGUGUGUGGUGUAAGCCACUGUGACUUUGUGCUGUGGACAAGAAAGGAGGUCAUAAUGCAACGUGUUCUGAAAAACCAAGCCUUUCUGGAGGAGGCUUUGCCAAAGGCACAAAAUAUAUUCAUUUCCAGUGUGUUGCCAGAACUACUGAUGUGAAGACAUGAGCCUGACUUCAAGACACCUCAAGCCUGCCAAAGCUGUGGAAGGCCCAAAUUUGGAAAAAUGAUAACCUGUGUUGAAUGCAGUAAAUCCUUCCACUACAUCUGUGCAGAAGUUAAAAGGAAAUCAGCAGCUUGGCUGUGUCAAGAAUGUAAACAUUGAUGUCCACUACACACUGAAACCAUGUAACACGCCCUGACUGUAUUAACCAUUGUGCUCAUUAUUGAAUUUGCUUUUAUAUUAUAUAUAUCUGUUGUGCCCCACCUGACUUGAAUCUUCCCAACUGGUGCAGUGUGCCUCACAUGUUGACAGCCAUGGCCCUAAUGCUAUAAUCAAAUAUAUAGUCUGUAAUUGUUUUGUAUAUAGUUAUUUAAUGCCAUUUACACAUGCAUUCCCUAAGACAGUAAAUUGACAUGAAAUCUUCAUUUUCACUACAAAACUGUUUUUGCUUGAUUGCUACCCUCCAAAAACAAAUGACUUUAAAAUUA